CCCGGAUUGGCCGGCAAGGGGGCGGGCCGCAGAGACCCGACAGACCAUGGCCGCGGCUGCCCGUUCCCGGGUCGCCGACCUGCUGAAGCAACUGCAGCGGGCAGCAUGCCAGUGCCCAACACAUUCUCAUACUUACUCCCAAGCUCCUGGACUUUCAGCUUCUGGAAAAACAACAGAUUAUGCUUUUGAGAUGGCUGUUUCAAAUAUUAGAUAUGGAGCCGGAGUUACAAAGGAAGUGGGCAUGGACCUGCAAAACAUGGGGGCUAAAAAUGUUUGUUUGAUGACAGACAAGAACCUCUCCCAGCUUCCUCCUGUACAAACCGUCAUGGAUUCUCUUGUAAAGAAUGGCAUCAACUUUAAGGUUUACGACAGUGUAAGAGUGGAGCCGACUGAUAGCAGCUUCAUGGAAGCUAUUGAGUUUGCCAAAAAGGGAGCAUUUGAUGCCUACGUUGCUGUGGGUGGCGGUUCCACCAUGGACACCUGCAAAGCUGCUAAUCUCUAUGCGUCCAGCCCCCAAUCUGAUUUCCUGGAUUAUGUCAAUGCACCCAUUGGGAAGGGACAGCCAGUUAGUGUGCCUCUUAAGCCUCUGAUCGCAGUCCCUACUACCUCAGGAACUGGAAGUGAAACUACCGGAGUGGCCAUUUUUGAUUAUGAACACUUGAAAGUGAAAACUGGCAUUGCUUCCCGAGCCAUCAAACCCACGCUGGGACUGAUUGAUCCUUUGCACACCCAGCACAUGCCUGACCGGGUGGUCGCCUAUAGCGGCUUCGAUGUGCUCUGCCACGCCCUGGAAUCCUACACGGCUCUUCCCUACCACAUGCGGAGCCCCUGUCCUUCGAAUCCCAUCACUCGCCCAGCCUACCAGGGCAGCAAUCCAAUCAGCGACAUUUGGGCAGUACAUGCCCUGCGGAUUGUUGCAAAGUAUCUGAAAAGGGCUGUCAGAAAUCCUGAUGAUCUUGAAGCAAGAUCUAAUAUGCAUUUGGCAAGUGCUUUUGCUGGCAUUGGCUUUGGAAAUGCUGGUGUUCAUCUGUGCCAUGGAAUGUCUUACCCAAUUUCAGGCUUAGUGAAGACAUAUAAAGCAAAGGAUUAUAAUGUGGAUCACCCACUGGUGCCUCACGGCCUUUCCGUGGUGCUCACAUCUCCAGCUGUGUUCACGUUCACAGCCCAGAUGUCUCCGGAGCGGCACCUGAAGACAGCAGAAAUCCUGGGAGCUGAUACCCGCACUGCCAGAAGCACAGAUGCUGGGCCUAUUUUAGCAGACGCACUCCGGAAAUUCUUAUUCGAUCUGGAUGUUGAUAAUGGUCUGGCUGCCAUUGGUUACUCCACAACCGAUAUUCCUGCAUUGGUGAAAGGAACACUGCCCCAGGAAAGGGUCACCAAGCUUGCACCACGCCCUCAGUCAGAAGAGGACCUUUCUGCUCUGUUUGAAGCAUCAAUGAAACUUUAUUGAUUAUCAUUUUCACCGAAAGAAUUACUGGGGAGUUGCCAAAAAACACUGGUCAUGGUAACACUAAAUAACAAAAGUUGAUCUAGUCAGAGCAAGGUCUUCUCAUCUUUAUCCAUAACUCAUCUCUUACUAGUGUGAAUGUGACUGACACCCAGCAGAAGGUACUCUGAUGUUCAGCGUCAACUCACUUCCAUAAAAUGGGCCAAGGAAAUAUCCAGUAUAUCAGAGCAUGCACAAGACUUCAAGGGUUCAUAUUUCUACCCCCAAUCAGGAAGACUGCACCUCCCCUACCAUAUACCAAAUGGUAAUAAUACAGCAUCUAUAAAAAAAUUCCAGUGCAUAUACACUAUACCAAUAAUCUUAUGCCAAUAAGCUAUUUAAAUACUAGCACAGAUAUGUAAAGAAAAUGGCAAGGAUAUUUCUGGCUGCAGUGUAUCCAAUAAUUCAAAUUGACAGAACCUAAAUAUUUACUAAAAGUAUGCAAUAAAUAAAUCAUAGUAUAUU
Molecule: messenger RNA, 1951 nt
Organism: Sorex fumeus (smoky shrew)
Lineage: Eukaryota; Metazoa; Chordata; Mammalia; Eulipotyphla; Soricidae
Gene: ADHFE1
Product: alcohol dehydrogenase iron containing 1
Exons: 14
Coding region: 47-1450 (467 amino acids)
Cellular component (GO): mitochondrion
Molecular function (GO): metal ion binding; alcohol dehydrogenase (NAD+) activity
Source: RefSeq, a predicted model, not a curated record